UCCACAUGGAAAUGCUACAGUGACUUGCAGGAGGAAGAGAACAUUUUAAAUCAUUUCCCCAAAUUGGAAUACAAAGUUAGGAAACAUCCAGGAUGUGGGAACAUUGUGACAUUUGCACAAUUUUUAUUUAUUGCUGUGGAAGGCUUCUUCUUUGAAGCUGAUUUGGGAAGGAAGCCACCAGCUAUCCCAAUAAGGUACUACGCCAUUAUGGUGACCAUGUUCUUCACUGUCAGCGUGGUGAACAACUAUGCUCUGAACCUCAACAUUGCCAUGCCCCUGCAUAUGAUAUUUAGAUCUGGCUCUCUAAUUGCCAACAUGAUUCUAGGAAUUAUCAUUUUGAAGAAGAGAUACAGUGUAUUCAGAUAUACCUCCAUUGCCCUGGUGUCUGCAGGGAUAUUUAUUUGCACUUUCAUGUCAGCAAAACAGGUGACUUCCCAGUCCAACUUGAGUGAGAAUGAAGGAUUCCGGGCCUUUGCGUGGUGGUUACUAGGUAUUGGGGCACUGACUUUUGCUCUUCUGAUGUCAGCAAGGAUGGGUCUAUUCCAAGAGACCCUAUACAAGCAAUUUGGAAAGCACUCCAAGGAGGCUUUGUUUUAUAACCACGCCCUUCCACUUCCUGGUUUUAUCUUCUUGGCUUCUGAUAUUUAUGACCAUGCAGUUCUGUUCAAUAAGUCUGAGCUCUAUCAAGUCCCCAUCAUUGGCGUGACCGUGCCCGUCAUGUGGCUCUGCCUCCUCUUGAACGUCAUCACUCAAUAUCCUUUGGCCACCUGUGGGAACGGGUAUGUGUGCAUCCGGGGCGUGUUCAUCCUCACCACAGAAUGCACCUCCCUCACCGUCACGCUCGUUGUGACCCUGCGCAAGUUUGUGAGCCUCAUCUUCUCCAUCUUAUACUUCCAGAACCCUUUCACCCUGUGGCACUGGCUGGGCACCUUGUGUGUCUUUGUUGGAACCUUAAUGUACACAGAAGUGUGGAACAGACUGGGGACCACAGGAAGGCAGCCUCCGAAGGGUGCCAAGAAGAACUGAGGCCAGCCUGAAGCCAAGCUAGUGUUGUGGUGAGGGGAGAUCUGGCAAGGUUGGCUACCUUCACUGCCAAACGUGGCAAGAGGAGGGGGCUUCUCAGCCUCCUCGUGGCUACACAGACCAACAUCUGUAGACCAAGUAGGAUCCCGGCCCUGAAGUCGCAGGAAGAGCAGCUCUGAACUUUGAACAGCUCGUUCACAUGUGGCUUUUGUUUUGUUUACCAGAACAUUCAGUGUUAAGCCUGUUUGUUGAAUUCUGAGUCCCACAGCUCCUGGUUUCGCAUCCAUGGACCGGGCCGGGGCCAU
Messenger RNA from Carlito syrichta (Philippine tarsier), 1328 nucleotides. RefSeq names its product solute carrier family 35 member B4 (gene SLC35B4). Gene Ontology annotation, cellular component: endoplasmic reticulum membrane; Golgi membrane. Gene Ontology annotation, biological process: transmembrane transport. Gene Ontology annotation, molecular function: UDP-xylose transmembrane transporter activity; UDP-N-acetylglucosamine transmembrane transporter activity. NCBI's taxonomy places the organism in Eukaryota, Metazoa, Chordata, Mammalia, Primates, Tarsiidae. The transcript is spliced from 10 exons. The record is from RefSeq and is a predicted model, not a curated record. The annotation marks the transcript as partial.